GGAAGCCCCGAGGCACCAGCACCAGCACCAGCACCACCUAGCUAUCUGCCUUGCCCCCAACAACCCUCCUCCUCCAGACCUACCAACUGAACCUCCAGCUGUCUCCACGCAAGAACCGACCUCCAAGUUUGUACAAGCACCGACACCGGCGCGCCCGAAGCUUGACAAACUCCCCCUUUCCUUCGAUCGAACUCUAUCGUCCGACUUCGAUUCCAUCAUAGUUGCGCACGCCAUCUGUCGCGCACGUACAACAUCUAGCCCACGCUCGCGCAAACCGAGUCGAACCAGCUACACCACCGAAGCUCUAGCUAUCAUCCGAUAAGCAAACAACCGCCAAAAUGUCGGGCGAGGCGUGGCUAUACCUGUUUGCGGUGCUUAUAAACGCCGUCAACCUCUUCCUUCAAGUCUUCUUCACCAUCAUGUACAGCGAUCUGGAAUGCGAUUACAUUAACCCUAUUGACCUCUGCAACCGCCUCAACACUUACAUCAUCCCCGAAGUCGCUGUCCACGGUUUCCUGACCUUCCUCUUCCUUAUCAACGGCUACUGGCUGCCUCUCGUGCUCAACCUGCCUCUUCUCGCCUGGAACGUCAAGAAGAUCGUUGACAACGCCCACCUUCUGGACGCCACUGAGAUCUUCCGCAAGCUUAAUGUCCACAAGAAGGAAUCUUUCACUAAGCUCGGCUUCCAUCUCAUUCUGUUCUUCUUUUACUUGUACAGCAUGAUUGUGGCCCUCAUUCGGGACGAGGCUCAUUAGGAAAUGGCCGUCGCUCGCUAAGUUGAACUGGACUUCUCGUUUCACAACGAUACCGCCACAAAGUCCGUCGGAUCGGACGCGGAGCUCUCUCAUCGGAGCUCGUGCUCGCAUCUUUACCACCACCGUUUUCUCGAAAGUACAUAACGGCGCUGGGCACACUGGUACGCAGUACUUCAAACACACACAAACAAAAAAUAUAUACAGUACAACGACAGGCAAGCAAGCAGGCAGGCAGGAUCCUCGGCGACGGAUGCUGCAAAAGGACGGGAAGGGUUCAUGAGCGUAACAUACGACGACUUUGACAGAUGGCAUGGGAGGGCACGAAGCUAUGAAGAGAUGGCGGGAAUGAUUAUAUUAUUGGAUGGCGGGAGAAGAGGAGGACGAAUUGUAUGGUCUUGGCUUCUAUAAUGAAGAGGAAAAGCGACUGACGGGCUUCGGGAAGGUGGCAACUGCCUUGCUGUACGCCUCGGUUGGCAUGACAGCUGGAUAGACGGGGCAAAAGGAAAUGAUGAAAAAGAGUUUACGACCUCUUCAGCGGUACCAAUUGGGUGUACGCAGGUGAGGAGAGGGAGAAAUCGCGUGCUGUAUUUUACUGCUUCCUAAAGUAUGUAAUGAAACGGGACGGGCUACGUCAUGAAGAUCAUGGUCUGUUGCUGUCUUGUCAAAUGUCAACACCGAGGGAAGGCAACGCGGGCCACAUAUGGAGAACCACGAACAUGACUUUUUGAUCCAUAGACAUUGGGCGCGUUGUUGGAAUAUGUACUCUCUUAGCAAGCUGUUGUCGUCCUACCAAGAUGGAACCGAAUAUUCGGGUCAUUGAACACUCUUUGUACUGCAUAGUAGAGAGGCAAGCCAGAAACAAUAGAGCUUGGCUCAACG
Molecule: messenger RNA, 1634 nt
Organism: Neurospora crassa OR74A
Lineage: Eukaryota; Fungi; Ascomycota; Sordariomycetes; Sordariales; Sordariaceae
Product: endosomal cargo receptor
Exons: 5
Coding region: 339-755 (138 amino acids)
Biological process (GO): endoplasmic reticulum to Golgi vesicle-mediated transport
Cellular component (GO): COPII-coated ER to Golgi transport vesicle; endoplasmic reticulum membrane
Source: RefSeq, a predicted model, not a curated record